Molecule: messenger RNA, 971 nt
Organism: Passer montanus (Eurasian tree sparrow)
Lineage: Eukaryota; Metazoa; Chordata; Aves; Passeriformes; Passeridae
Gene: PGPEP1
Product: pyroglutamyl-peptidase I
Exons: 5
Coding region: 411-809 (132 amino acids)
Biological process (GO): proteolysis
Cellular component (GO): cytosol
Molecular function (GO): pyroglutamyl-peptidase activity
Source: RefSeq, a predicted model, not a curated record
CGCCCAUUAAGCGCGCGGCGCGGCCCCGCCGCAGCCAAUCAGAGCGCGGAUCGCGGCCGGGCCGCGCCGCGCCGCCCGGUCCGCGCCUUUGCGGCGGCACCGCCCGGGACGGGACGCGCCGCGACGGGACGGGACGCGCUCCGCACCUCCCGGUACCGCGGCCGCGCUCCGUGCUCCCCCACAACCAAGCGGGGAACCCCCGCGAGGCUCAAGGGUUUGGGCCGUUUGGAGAACACGCUGUGAACGCCAGCUGGAUUGCAGUUCAGGAGCUGGAGAAGCUGGGGCUGAGGGAUGACGUGGAUCUGCAUGUCUAUGAGGUCCCUGUUGAGUACCAGACCGUGCAGAGGCUCAUUCCUGCCUUGUGGAAGAAGCACAGUCCCCAACUGGUGGUGCACGUGGGGGUGUCGGGCAUGGCCACCACUGUCACCCUGGAGAAGUGUGGCCACAACGUGGGCUACAAGGGGCUGGACAACUGCCGCUUCUGCCCGGGCUCGCAGUGCUGCGUGGAGGGGGGCCCCGAGUGCAUCGACUCCAUCAUCGACAUGGACGCCGUCUGCAGGAGGGUCUCUGCCCUGGGGCUGGAUGUCACUGUCACCAUCUCCAAGGACGCUGGCAGGUACCUCUGUGACUUCACCUACUACACCUCCUUGUACCAGAGCCGUGGCAGGUCAGCAUUUGUCCAUGUGCCCCCUCUGGGAAAACCUUACUCUGCAGAACAGCUGGGCCGGGCCCUGCAGGCCAUCAUAGAGGAAAUGCUGGAUUUUUUGGAGCAUUCUGAAGACAAAAUCAAUUGUCAACAUGAACACUGAGCAGCCUGGCCAGGAGCUCUCCUAGUAUUGCACUUCCAGAAUUUUCCCUGCUCUGCUGAAGUAUUGGGGAAAAAAAACAAAACAAAACAAAACAAGCAACAGUUCCAGACCCAGAAUUGGAGACUUAAAAAAAAAAAAAAAAAAAAAAAAAAAAGGAAAAUU